AUGGUGUUGCUCCGAGAUGCACUUUUGCCAUUCAAGAACUUCGAUGAAGUUGUCAUCCCAAUCCCUGGCGGAAAAGGAAAGCAGCAGUUGGGCAUGAGGCAUACGGAGCCACAUUGGAUGAGCUUUAUCGCCGAGCUCAUGACAAAGUUGACGACUCAGAAGUCGGUUCUGAAGGUCGCGCAGUCUCUUCUUGGGCCAAAGUUGGCUGCAGAGAAUGCUUACGGCUUUCAGUAUGAACACAGUCUCGUUCUGCCUGAAGCAGCUGUGGGAGGCCAGGCUCUGCGUCUCUUACGCUACACCCCUGCCGUCGUUGAUGACACCACUCCGGAAGUGACUUUCGAGUACGGGUUUGCAGAUUACUACACUGCUCCUCACAUCUAA
Messenger RNA from Aureobasidium vineae, 381 nucleotides. NCBI's taxonomy places the organism in Eukaryota, Fungi, Ascomycota, Dothideomycetes, Dothideales, Saccotheciaceae. The record is from the annotation of a GenBank genome assembly.